This is a messenger RNA of Punica granatum (pomegranate), 2430 nucleotides long. The record is from RefSeq and is a predicted model, not a curated record. Lineage: Eukaryota; Viridiplantae; Streptophyta; Magnoliopsida; Myrtales; Lythraceae.
UCAUGACAACUGCCCACGCAUCAAACGCUCCUCCUCCGCCUUCCCGCCGCCUCGCCCCUGCCAUCCUCUGCCUCUCUCUCUGUCUCCGACCACUCUGUCAUCUCCGUUUCUGCCGAAUUAACAAUGAGCAGGCCGAAGAAGAAGCUCUCGUACAUCUCUGUCCCAUCACAGACAGUCAACUCCCUCUCCCCGUCCUCUCUCCAGUCUCUCCUCAUCUCCCCGAAGAAGCCGAAGAGCCCGAGCAGAACCUUCCCUGGUUGGCUGUGCUUGACCUCUCCUCGGCUAUGGUUCCUGGCCCUCUCCCUAGUCAGCCUCUUCGGCAUGCUCAGGCUCGGGUACAACCUCGACCCCCUAGUCAUUCCUGUCUCCUCGUAUCCCUGUGCCACCGCAACAUGGUCCAAGGUGCAGGGAUUAGUCCCGCGCGAAUUCUCGAAAAGAAAGCUCAGUGCUGGUCUGCAAGGCGGUGUUGAUAGUCAGAAACUGACACUGGACUCUCACGGAUUCUCUGUGACCCAGAAACUGAUCGGGUCAAACGUCCCGGACGGUGACCAUGUAAAGGGUCGACUGGAGGGGCAACUCCACGGCAUUCACGGGCAAUCACAGGCGCUGGCCUCUCACGAAUCCUCCAUGGCCCAUCUCAGCAUUGAGGCGAAGGACCGGGGGACCAAUCUCUGGAAAUGGGACCAGGAACAGGCAUCCAGUGGCAUUGCCGGUCAGUUGCACGCAAAAGUCUCACCUGAAUCCUGGACUCUGCAGAAGCAGUCAAGCAAUGAUGGAGGCUUCGACUCAGAGGGUGAGUUCUGGAAGCAACCCGACGGGAUGGGCUACCGGGGCUGCUUGGAGUUCAGCAAGGAGUACAGGAGACACACCGAGACGAUAUUGAAGGACCGGAGGAAGUAUCUGCUGGUGGUGGCUUCGGGUGGGCUGAACCAGCAGAGGAACCAGAUCGUGGACGCUGUGGUGAUUGCUCGGAUCCUCGGGGCAGCACUCGUUGUGCCCAUUUUGCAAGUCAACCUCAUAUGGGGCGACGAAAGUGAGUUCUCGGACAUUUUCGAUUUGGACCAAUUCAAGAGAGUUCUAGCCGACGAUGUGAGGGUAGUUUCAUCCCUGCCGUCCAAGCACCUGAGGACGAGGCCGCUGGUCGAUAACCUCACCCCCGCUGCCCACAUCUCUCCUGACUGGAUCCGUGCUCGCUACCUUAAGAAGUUGGAGAGAGUUGGAGUGUUGCUGCUAAGGGGUCUGGAUUCAAGGCUGUCCAAGGACCUUCCUUCCGAUCUUCAAAAGCUUCGGUGCAAGGCUGCUUUCCAGGCUUUGAGGUUUGCCCCGGGAAUACAGGAACUCGGGAACAGGCUCGCAGAGAGGAUGCGGAGCAAGGGCCCAUACCUCGCCCUCCAUCUAAGGAUGGAGAAGGAUGUGUGGGUGAGGACAGGAUGCCUUCCCGGGCUGAGCUCCAAGUAUGAUGAGCUGAUUAACAUCGAGCGGCAGAGACACCCAGAGCUCCUCACCGCCAAAUCCAACAUGACCUAUCACGAGCGGAAACUUGCCGGUCUGUGCCCCCUCAAUGCAGCGGAAGUCACCAGGUUGCUAAAGGCUCUCGGGGCCCCAAAGAAUGCAAGGAUAUACUGGGCAGGAGGGCAACCGCUCGGAGGGAAGGAAGCACUGCUCCCAUUGAUCAGGGAGUUCCCGAAUUUCUACAACAAGGAAGACAUCGCACUGCCCGGCGAGUUGAAACCAUUUGCACACCGAGCCUCUGUCAUGGCAGCAAUCGACUAUAUCAUAUGUGAGAAAAGCGACAUCUUCAUGCCCUCCCAUGGAGGUAACAUGGGCCAUGCCCUCCAGGGGCAGAGGGCGUAUGCAGGGCAUAAGAAGUACAUAACACCGAACAAGAGGCAAAUGCUGCCCUACUUCUUGAACGCCCCUAUUCCCGAGUCAGAGUUCAACAGGAUCAUGCGCGAUGUGCACCGGGAUUCACUGGGACAGCCCGAUCUAAAGAUAGGUAAACUCAGAAGAGAUGUCACCAAGUUCCCUAUACCCGAGUGCAUGUGCAACAGUUCAAACGCUGCCCAUUCUUUCUCUUAACCGAAGCUUCUGAAAGGAUUACCGAGAAAGAUGGUCCACCGAAAUUGAAGACCACAGAUUGGAUAUUCCAACGGAUACCACGUCCAGAACAAGUGAGUCCCAAACGGUAUUAUCGAGGCACUAAUGGGGAGAGUUUUGCCCCGGAGAUCAGGAACAGCACAUAAUACGACCUCAGAUUUUUUCAUUCUUUAUUUAAUAACUAUCAAGAUAAGUACAAAUUAUAUCGAUGUAAAAUUAUAUUAACAGGAUUAGCAGAUACAUGUAUUUUCUUCUCUCCUCUUCGGUUUUUGUAUAGAAGAUACCCAUAUUGAGAUCCAUAUUGAAAGUUGGCAUUUCCUCGAGACCUUUAUU